Molecule: messenger RNA, 1263 nt
Organism: Sparassis crispa
Lineage: Eukaryota; Fungi; Basidiomycota; Agaricomycetes; Polyporales; Sparassidaceae
Exons: 2
Coding region: 1-1263 (420 amino acids)
Source: RefSeq, a predicted model, not a curated record
AUGGAAUACUCCCACCGCCUCAGCGCUUGCCUGCAGGCCCUCGACUCCGAGGCUCCAUUCGACGUGCCCCCCUACGCGUCCAUGUACUCGGAAGGACCUAUAUCUUUCGGUGUUACCUCGUCUCCCGCACCCCAUGGAAGCCCUGAUUCUACAAUGUCAUCUGACUCUGUCGACAUUGGCGCGUCCUUCGCCUUCUAUACCCCUUCGGUUGUCUCUGCCGGGUCAAUGCUCGGGCUCAUGACCUCCUCCGGUUCCUCCUUGACCAUGCCCGUGGUCCCCAACUACCUGGGCAACGAUAUCUUCGGAAACCUGGAUAGCACCUCACCGCGGGGGCGCCCGUUUGUCGGGGAUACGUUCCUGGACCAACCGAUUGACGGAUACGAUUCCUUCCUCGGUAGCCCCUCCCGUCUCGGCGGUCGAAUCCACUCCCCGUACUCCCCGUCCCUCAGCACCUCAGACCACCACCAUGGUGGUGCAGAUGAUUAUCACGACGCGCACAACAGGCCCCCAUCACCCUCAAACAUUUCUGCGUCAUUCUCAGAGCAUUCCUCGGUCACAUCUCCGGCCGAGGUGCUUUCCCCCAUCCCGGCUCUUUCACUGCCGCCCUUGCCUGUGACCCACGCGUCUCGCGCCAAGGCAGCGAAUGCCAUCUUUCAGCAGCAGGUAUUGGACACGCAGCAGAUUACGGAGGGAGAGAGCGACGACUCGGAGUCCGGCGACGAGUACGUGCCGUCGCGUGCAGGGCCUUCGCGUGCAAGGCCUUCGCGUGCAAAGCCUUCGCGUCCAGCACCGGCACGUCGCCAGGGGGCGCGCACGCGUCGAUACGCGCCAUACGCGCGCGCGGUAUCUCCUACCGUGCCAUCGCCGUCGUCCCAGCCCCAGCCCCAGCCGCAGUUCGAGCGCGCUACGCCACGGAACGAACAAUUCGACGGGGAGGUACGUCCGCCGUCUCCAGGAGCGACUCAGUGCAAGUACUGCCCGGCAUCAUACAAGCGGUGGUGUGACCUGGACAGGCAUGUCCGGAGCCAUGACGGGAAUGCUCGCAGGACGCUCUGCGGCGGACUCCCGAAGGCGGAGGCCAUUAGCGCCGGCGUCAAUGUGAAGGCCGAGAUGCCGUAUGUCUAUGACGGAGUGGAAUAUUAUGGCGGAUGCAUGAAGGAGUUUAGUCGUAAGGACUCGCUCUCCCGCCAUCUCCAGCGUUCGAAGUGCCGCGUCGGAAGCCUUACGACGCAGUACAAUUUGGAGCGCGCCCGCAGAUUAUAG